AACAGAAUGAAAUGAAAUAUGUUUAGUUGGAGUAUUGAUGUAUGAGAACAGCAGUCACAUAAACACACAGAAAUGACUGAAGUUUUGUUCAAUAGCUGUCGAGGACCCGUUAGCUGAGCUUUCUGUGGGAGAGCUGAUCGAGAGAGCCAACACUAACAUCUAUCGCGACUCUGAUGAACCUACGCUGGUUGAAGGAGACAUUGCUGUGUCUGAUGACAAUGCGAGAAACGCUGAUCCCUGCACAUCUAGAGGCUGCAUGUGGCCAAAGUCUAGUGACGGAAAAGUCUACGUGCCCUAUGUCAUCCUCAACCAAUACUCGAGUAGUGAGCUUCAGGUUAUUCAGCGUGGUCUGGACUCCUUCUCCUCCUUCUCCUGCAUCCGCUUCGUACCACGUUCUAACCAGAGGGACUACGUCAGCAUCGAGUCUCGCAAUGGAUGCUACUCCUAUGUUGGACGCAUUGGUAACGCACAGACGGUGUCUCUGGCCCGCAGUGGCUGUGUCUACCACAAGACCGUCCAGCACGAGCUUCUUCAUGCCCUGGGCUUCAACCACGAGCAAACCCGCAGUGACCGUGACAGCUACAUCCGUGUCGGCUGGGAGAACAUUCAGAGUGGCAUGGAGCACAACUUCAACAAGAUUGCCACCCUGAACCAGGGAACUCCCUAUGACUACAACUCUGUCAUGCAGUACCACAGAACUGCUUUCUCUAAGAAUGGCCUGCCCACCAUGAUCCCCAUCCCGGACCCCAAUGUGUCCUUCGGCCAGGCCUCUCAGAUGAGCCAAAAUGACAUUACCAGGCUUAACAGACUCUACAGCUGUUAGACUGUGGAGCGCUGCAGGAGUCCAUUUCCUGGUUUUUCCUCUUGAAGGAUAUAACAGAUGUCUAUAAUCAAUUAAUAAUAAUAAAAUCAAUGACUUCACAUCACAAA
Molecule: messenger RNA, 930 nt
Organism: Pangasianodon hypophthalmus (striped catfish)
Lineage: Eukaryota; Metazoa; Chordata; Actinopteri; Siluriformes; Pangasiidae
Product: low choriolytic enzyme-like
Exons: 7
Coding region: 257-823 (188 amino acids)
Biological process (GO): proteolysis
Molecular function (GO): metalloendopeptidase activity; zinc ion binding
Source: RefSeq, a predicted model, not a curated record